UUUAAUUCAUUUUUUACUUUGUUUCGCGUGCAGUAGGGCCAGACACUGAUUGGGUAAUGGGCGGUGGAGGAUCCAUGAGGACGGUAUCCAAACUCGCCGGCAUCGGCGUCGCUAGGUCAGGCUUCAGAGGAACAUCGGCUCCGUACCCGGUCGAACACUCGGUUCGCAACGCAUCGCAAACGUCAUCGCCAACCAGGCUUUCAACGCAGGGAGCGAAAGGCGCUGAGGUGAAGCCACUGCAUACGGCGGUGUCUGGGGAUUUGUCUGACUGGGAAUUCGCCGAUGAAGGCGAUCUGUUCAUGACCGGCGGAGAGCCUACGCCAAGAGUGGUGUUCGGCGAUGUCCCGACCUUUAAGGAAGCGCAGGAAGCAACCGCUGAAUUGAAGGAAGCUAUUGAUCAAAUUUACCUUUCAUCUGGUAAUUCUCAAUGUGAGGGUUCAUCUCCUGGUAGUGAAGUCUCUGUUGUGUCUCCUGCUGCUAAGGAAAUAGGGACAAAAUCUUGUCUUGUUGAGGCUAUUUCAAGUCCUUCAGUGCCCAAGCAUGCCAUUCAUGCUUUUCAAUUGCUCAGCACAAGUCCUGAGGCCCAGACUGUUGUGCAAUCUAUUGCCUGUGACCCUAAUAUCUGGAGUGCUGUCAUGCAAAACCCUGCAGUCACUAGUUUCUUCCAAUCUCAGCUAGCAGCAGUGGAGUCAUCAAAUGAUGCUAUUUUUGCUGGUUCUGAAACUGUAGAAACUCCUGAAAAAGAGGAGGGAAAAGCCUUUGAUUUUAUGAGUAUUCUGCAGAAUUUGAAGCUUACCGUUACUGAAAUGGUAAGCAGAAUGUCCAAUUUCUUUCAUAACAUAUUCCCAACAGCUGAGAAAGACAAAUCUUCAACCGAUGGUGGUUUCAUGGAUUAUAAAAAUUUGAUGGGAGGAAGUUUCAUGGGAUUGGCAGUUAUGGUCAUAAUGGUUGUACUAAUGAAGAGAGUUUAAACAUUCACUAGGAAAAACUACUAUCUGUCGAGUUUUCUUGUCGUUUUAAAUGCUUGUAUAUGUGAAAUACAUUUGAAGCAACAACUUAUGAAAUUUGGAGCUAGUACUCCUUUGUGUA
Messenger RNA from Vicia villosa (hairy vetch), 1089 nucleotides. RefSeq lists its product as uncharacterized. The record is from RefSeq and is a predicted model, not a curated record. NCBI's taxonomy places the organism in Eukaryota, Viridiplantae, Streptophyta, Magnoliopsida, Fabales, Fabaceae. The coding region runs from base 57 to 971 and encodes 304 amino acids. The transcript is spliced from 4 exons.